ACAAUCCAUAUUGACCGAACAAGCACGUGAAAGUCUCCGAUGGGUUCAAGAACAACGAGCAGUUUUGGAACGAGAGAUGGAGGAAAAUCAUCAACUAGAACUAGAGCGGAAAAGGUUAGAGCUAAAAAGGUUGACUAACAAGGCCAUGAUGGGAAUUCUCAACAGCACGAAUGGGGAAGGUAUGGAUAGUCUUAACGAACAAGCUGCUGCGGUAGGCGUGAGCAAGGUAGGAGACUGGAUACAAGGGAUAGUCGGCGAGAUGCAAAAUCUCUCUGUUGCCCGCGAGACGAGCAUGAUACCAGAGAAGACAACAUCUGUUGGUCCCACGUUCGACAUCAGUUCCACGCCGACUACUGCAGGUGUCCAUCUAAGUUCGUUGGACCGUACACUGUCACCAACUAUCCGAAGAGUGGUUCCAGGUGUUUCGGUAAGUCAACCUCUACUGACAAGCCUCCCUAACACAACGGUGGUACAAACACAACUACCUUUAAACGCUCGUUCAGAAAUCUACCGCUGCCAUGAGCUAGGACCAAUGCCAAGGAGUGCUGUCAAGCGAAUGCCGCCGGGGUUGGGUGCCAGUGCUCAAACGAAUGUUGUGACAGCAUGUUCAACAGUUCCUACGGUUGGACUCUCUUCUACUUGCUGGGGACUUCCUGAUGUAUCCAACUGCGCGGUGGUAAACAAUCCAGUGACAACACUGCCACAACCACAAUAUCAGCCUGGGCUUUCAACAAAUGCAUAUACAGCAACGGGCAUGCUUCCGCGCUCGAAUCCCGCUAUGGUUUUUAAUGAUGGUGGAAUAAGCGGUGGAUACGGCUAUCAAAAUCAUGCGCCACAGUACACAGCGAAUGUCAGUUCCGGUAGAGGAUUUCCGAUCGGAAUAAACAACAUUCCAGAACUUCCAAGGCAUCAUAAUCCACCUAUUGCGUCGGGGUAUGCAGCUAAUGUGAUUACAGGGAGUGGCGUACCUGUUUAUCAGCCUUAUAUAGGACUUCAACAGCCACAUCAUCUAGUGGGUCAAUUGCAAGCGCUUCCCACUCAACAUCAGCUGAUGGCUAGACAGGUGAUGCCAAAAGACCUACCACCGUUCAGGGGUGAUCCAGAAGAUUGGCCCCUUUUCUACAGCGCAUAUGUGAAUUCGACAACGGCAUGUGGAUAUUCAGAUGUCGAGAAUUUAGCAAGGUUGCAAAAGGCAUUGCAGGGCAAAGCUUUUGAUGCUGUCAAAAGUCGGCUUCUGCUUCCGGCAUGUGUGCCUCAGGUUUUGUCUACGCUGUAUAUGCUCUAUGGGCGACCUGAGUUAAUCAUUCAAACUCUUCUCAACAAAGUUCGGGAGGCUCCAGCUCCCAAGUCAGAUAAAUUGGACACGCUAAUUUCGUUCGGGAUGACAGUUCAAAACCUGGUCGACCACCUGGAAGCGGCGGGACAAACGGCUCAUAUGUGCAAUCCCACUUUACUACAGGAGUUAGUGGAGAAAAUACCGGCCCAUCUGCGCCUAAACUGGGCGUUGUAUAAAAAUCAGUUUGCGGUGGUAGACUUACGACUAUUCGCAACCUACAUGUCAACACUUGUGGCGGCGGCCACAGAUGUCACAGUCGUCGCGGAUGCUAGACAAACGCAAAUAUGUAGAAAAGAGAAAAACUUCCUUAAUACGCAUGUCGAAACCGAGCCACCGAAAAGGGAAGUCAAGCAGGAAAACAUUUCAGGAGUAAUAUGCUUGGCGUGCCAUGGACCAAAUCACAAAGUGAAGGACUGUGUGGUUUUUAAGAAGCGGGAUCCUGAUAGUCGAUGGGAGACUGUUCGAGAAUACCACCUUUGCAAAAUGUGUCUAGGGAAACAUGGCACACGACCUUGCAAACAACAAGGAAGCUGCGGAACAGAAGGCUGUCAGCUGCGACAUCACCCAUUACUCCACGCCGAGACACGACAGCAUCAAAGUGCAGCCGAGAACGAACAGGACAAGAGUGACUCUAGCGUGAGCUCCGGAGAAGGCGUGAAUGCUCAUCAUUCAACAGGAAAAUCAACGUUAUUCCGCAUUAUACCAGUACAGCUAUACUGGAAUGGAAAGUCUGUCGAAACUUUCGCCUUCUUAGAUGACGGCUCGUCGAUGACCUUGAUUGAGCAAUCUGUGGCAGUUCGCUUGGGCAUAGACAAUGGCGAGCCACAUUCGCUAGGUCUAACAUGGACAGGUAACAUAAAUAGGCAAGUCCCGAACUCCAAGCGGGUGUCUAUUGACAUUUCCGGCAUGGGUGACAGUAAACGCUUCCCAUUGGACGACACGAGAACUGUCUGCAAUCUUGAGCUUCCGAAGCAGACAUUAAAGUAUGAUGAGUUGGCGCGUCAGUAUGCUCAUCUACGAGGGUUACCGAUCAACAACUACGAAUCAGUUUCGCCUGGCAUUUUGAUUGGAUCGAACAAUGCGAGUCUAAUUGCAACAUUGAAGCUGCGUGAAGGCGAACUUGGAGAUCCACUAGCUGCUAAAACCCGGCUAGGUUGGUCGGUUUAUGGACAUGUAGCUAGUUUGAGAAAGCAAGAAAACUUCAGUUUCCAUAUUCGCGAAUUUAAAGGAGAAUGCGCAGCGCACCAACACAAUUGUGACAAUAUAAUUGUCAAACCCGUGGGUAUUACUACGAAAUGGGUUCCGAAAGCAAUGGCGACAAACUUAUCAAAGCAGAUCGCUCUUGAAAAGGUACUCAGCAAUUCAACGACGAAAACUUAUUCUCGGAAAGAGAGGAUUGCGAUUCAGCAGAAUCAAGGAUCAGUCAUAGGUUGUUUGCUAACGAAGGAUGUGAAGAUAAGCGGAAGUGAUCUCGGUAUCAGAACACAAACCAGCGGGUGUCAGAUUGCAGGAAUCGACGAACAGUUGCAGUGUUUGGAGCCGUUAGCAGUGUUGGAAGGACGACUUAGUGGUAACGCAGAGUCAGUACCUAAUGUUAGAGCGCGUUACGGGUUGGGGGAUGUUGGCAAUACUAGCAACACUGCCUUCGAACCGCCUCGUGACGCUUCUGACUCGAAGCCUGCCCAGCUAUAUCUGGCCGGUAAAUACUACAUGAGUCGCAGCUGUCCGAUAUACUAACGUCAAUAAGAAGUCAAAUGCUAGCUUAUAUCUAUGUGAGGACAGCUAGAAGUCAGAGCAAUCGCGACGUGUUUAUAUCGCUUAUUGCAAACGAUUCUGAAUUUUGUAAUAAUUUUGUUUAUUUCUUUACCAAAUGAAUUCGAUUGUCAGGAACGGUCAAGAAUAGUUGAUUGAUUUGAGUUUAGUGCACAGUCUGCUAGACAGUGAAUUAUUAUUAUUGUUCGCGUUGCCCGCGCGCUAUAGAAAUAGAUUUGUUGGAUUUAUCCCGGUGAAUGAGACCAAAUUGUAAGCAGCAAAAUUACACCCGAUCACCCAAAAUAUUAUAAUAAUUAAACAUUUCAGCUUCAAGUAUUAUCACCAUCAAAGAAGUGCGUGUUUCUUUGAGGAGGUCCGAACCACC
This is a messenger RNA of Aedes albopictus (Asian tiger mosquito), 3473 nucleotides long. RefSeq lists its product as uncharacterized. The transcript has 2 exons. The coding region runs from base 77 to 3073 and encodes 998 amino acids. Lineage: Eukaryota; Metazoa; Arthropoda; Insecta; Diptera; Culicidae. The record is from RefSeq and is a predicted model, not a curated record.